Polyodon spathula (Mississippi paddlefish) is the source of this 1463-nucleotide messenger RNA. Its product is annotated as succinate receptor 1-like. The transcript has 2 exons. The coding region runs from base 48 to 986 and encodes 312 amino acids. Gene Ontology annotation, cellular component: plasma membrane. The record is from RefSeq and is a predicted model, not a curated record. Gene Ontology annotation, biological process: G protein-coupled receptor signaling pathway. Gene Ontology annotation, molecular function: G protein-coupled receptor activity. NCBI's taxonomy places the organism in Eukaryota, Metazoa, Chordata, Actinopteri, Acipenseriformes, Polyodontidae.
UACAGGUUGAUUGCCAGUCAGACAGAGAACAGAGCAAUAAUUUUAAAAUGGCUAACAAUACUGCAUCAGAUUGCACUGGGACAGCCAUCAUUUUGGAAAACUAUUACCUUCCGACAAUGUACAGCAUAGAAUUUAUUUUGGGGCUGGUUGGGAAUGUAAUUGUUAUCUGUGGCUACAUCUUCUGCCUGAAGGACUGGAAAAGUGGCAACAUCUACCUCUUUAACCUAGCUCUGUCAGACCUGAUCUUUCUAUGCACCCUGCCCAGACUGGCAGUUGCAUACGCCAGAAAUAGCAAUAUGGUGUCGAUUCGCUUUUUCUGCCUCAGUAACAGGUACAUCCUGCACCUAAACCUGUAUUCAAGCAUUCUCUUCCUUACCUGGAUUAGCAUUGACAGAUACUUGCUUUUGAAGUUUCCAAUGAGACAACAUCUUUUACAAAGAAGGAGUGCUGCAAUUUGCAUUUGCAUUCUAAUUUGGGUACUGGUCACAUUGCAAAUAGUACCAAUCCUUACCUUUAUUAAUGCUAAUAAAAAUGACACAUGCUACGAUUAUGCAAGUUCUGGUGAUCCAUUUAAAAGUCUAAUUUACAGUCUUUCUCUUACCGUCACUGGCUAUCUUAUUCCCCUGACCGUCUUGAGCAUUUUUUAUGUAAAGAUAGCCACAUUUUUGAAGAUUAAAGACAGACAGUUUCAGCGUGAUAUGUUAUUUCAGCGACCCAGAGCACUAGUUUUUCUGGCGGUUGGUAUUUUUCUCUUUCUCCUAACACCAUAUCAUAUCAUGAGAAAUGUUCGCAUUGCCUUAAGAAUGAGAACAGGCUAUACAAAAUGCACAGAGACUCUGAUAAACAGCUUGUAUAUCAUAACUCGACCGAUUGCCUUCUUGCACAGUGUUAUCAACCCCGUUUUCUAUUUUUUGUUGGGGGAUCAUUUCAGAGAAGCACUGUUGAAAAAAAUAAGAGCUGUUUUUGAAAGAAGCUCAGGAGAUUAAAUGGGACAGAUAUAGAAAGAUGUAGCUUUCUUGUAUAUUUCUUUAACAACAAUACAGGUUGAACAGGAUUCAGGACACACUAUUAGCAUUCUUUUAUGUCUCAGCCUGGUACAUAUCAAAGGACCUGCAAAUCUGCACAGCUUGAAUUUUAAAUUUUAUAAUGUCGUUGGUUGAACUUCAUACAGUACUGUAGUGAUAAACAAUUAGCUGAAAGUACAACCACAAUUUUGCAUCUAUCUGCAGACCAGCAUGAAGAAAAGGACUGUUCUACACAGUUUAACUAAACAAGGGGAAGGGUGCAGCGCUAACAGAAAUGAUAACUGCCUGUGUGUACUUAACCUACAGUGCAACAUUCUUUACAUGACUGGUAAUAACAGUGGGUGUUUAUAUCAAGUAUAAAAGGAAUAACAAAAGGAGAAGUUUAUAAAGGCCAUCAUUGAAAUUAGAUGUCGAAAUUUGGGUAUGCUUAUAGUUUCA